This is a messenger RNA of Suillus subaureus, 1665 nucleotides long. RefSeq lists its product as uncharacterized. NCBI's taxonomy places the organism in Eukaryota, Fungi, Basidiomycota, Agaricomycetes, Boletales, Suillaceae. The transcript has 3 exons. The record is from RefSeq and is a predicted model, not a curated record. Bases 1 to 1665 code for a protein of 554 amino acids.
AUGCCUCCAAAAGCUCGUGCUGCCGCUAUUCACUUGGGAAUCGCUCGGUCUGCCCCUGGGCGCCCCGACAUCGGCAGUCUGACAUUGCAAGAUCCAUCGAUUGAAGCCCCCGUUGGUCGUCCCCCAGCUGCCCACGACAUCGAACCUACCAUCGAAUCUUGCGUCGCCGGAAUCACAAAAAUCGAACUCAACCAUCUUGGCACCUUCUGCCAUUUCUGCUCGGAUGCGUGUGAUACAACAACUUCCCACAUGUGUGUCAAAUGUGGCGCCAUUAUAUGUCACCAAACACGGCCGGGCGGAUCUGGAUGCAUUGGCCACGACUCGGUCCCGAAGAAUUGGGAGUUCCUGUGUCCACUGUGCGCUAGAAAGAUCGAUGGAAAGGAGAGGAGCUUACCUUACAAGGUAAUCGGAUAUGGGAUGCGCAAGAGAGUGAAGAAGGCGUGGCCAGCUUGUAUUGUUCACAUAACCUUAGAUUCGAUGAAGGACCAUUAUCUGAAGCUCCUGAUUAAUCUUGACCUCGUGACCCAAUACAAACAAUCAUCUGCAAAUUUGACCACUGCUACCCUCGCCAUGAAGGCAGGGGCUCACGGGAAACAAUCGCGUCUGUUGAAAAUACCUUCGAACUUCAUUACCACCUCCAUCUUGGAGAAUGUUCCCAGCAAUACCUUUGUGAUCAUGGACACCCACUCCGAUGAGUACACUGGAAUGUUGCAGCAUACCGGUGGGGCUUCCGGAGGAACCAAUACCACCGCCGCAGAAAUAAUAGAAGCCUACCUCGGUAAGCAGUUCAUGAAGGCGAUGAAGAUGGCGUCAUCAUAUGCGAGAGAUGAUAAGUCGGUGGAGACGACCGUCAAGGGUAGCACGCCAUGGUGCGAUACCACGCCCAAGGCGAGGGGUGGACGGCGGGGACUUAUCCUGGUUACUUGUGGGCCUGCCAUGCGAGUCAGACAUCACUUUGACUCGCUGCUGACACUGGUGAAGGAUCCCCCUCAUAAGUAUCUUAGCGACGUCUUUGAUUUUAUCAUUGGAUUUGGAGGAGCCUCGACGCUCCCUGUGAACGUUGGCCCCAUGGUUCAAGCCUUUGUUCGCAAUGCUACUCUGUUCGGAAUACCGGAUGUCUGGGACUCAUUGUGCGAAUUACUCGCCUCCAGUCCAGAUGUUUUAGACCACAACACCGUCGUGAUUGUCUAUGGCUCAUACGCAGAGGGGAAGCGCAUCGUUGAGAGCAGAGAGAUAAGCAAGCACCGUCCUCCGUAUCGUGCGUUUGGCCACGAGUUCAGUGCAUGCGCGAAAGAAGGCUGCCGUCCCGCGGCAUCGGACAACCGGGUGUCGACAAAGAACGGCAAGGUUCGCAUUACCUGUGCAAAGUGUCAAUGGACAUCCGCCUGGGUGGCUAUUGACAAGGACAAUGAGUAUUUCUUCCGCGUCAAACCUACCAUUGCUCCGACGCUCUUCUGGCACCAUUUCCCCCCAUCAGCUGGACUCAAUAACUUUUUCGUGAACGCCACUCGAGCCGCCGAUCGAAAGGACUCCAGGAGGAGCAAAAGACACGAGGCCAACACUGAAGCAUCCACCCGUCGUCCUGUGAAACGCAGGAGGUUGUCGUCAAGUUUGGAAGGGUCAAGCAACGAUGGCAGCGAAGGGUCGCCUAUGACAUAUGAAUGA